Molecule: messenger RNA, 2150 nt
Organism: Hyposmocoma kahamanoa
Lineage: Eukaryota; Metazoa; Arthropoda; Insecta; Lepidoptera; Cosmopterigidae
Gene: por
Product: protein-serine O-palmitoleoyltransferase porcupine
Exons: 1
Coding region: 164-1489 (441 amino acids)
Biological process (GO): protein palmitoylation; lipid modification; canonical Wnt signaling pathway
Cellular component (GO): endoplasmic reticulum; membrane
Molecular function (GO): Wnt-protein binding; palmitoleoyltransferase activity
Source: RefSeq, a predicted model, not a curated record
UAAGUCCAACCCAAGUCUAGUCAAAUGAGUUAAAUCAAGAGUUGCCGGCUUUUAUUUUAUUUGUUUUCUAAGAAUACUUUAAAUCGAACACUAAAUCAAUUUGAGGUUGUUUGUGCUUCUCCAGAAUAUAUUGCUUGGUAUUGUAAUGCAAUGAAGUACAGAAAUGGAUGAAGAAGAUGAAUACAUCGAAGAGACAUGGACUUAUAUCGCAUUGUGUGGUAAACCAACGUUAUACGAAGGGCUUAGAUUUGCAAAGGACCUAAUAAUUGCGAAUGUCGCUUUUCGCCUUAUCAUACAAUAUGUCAGUUUGCCGCACAACGUUCGUCACAGUCUUUCUUUGGUGAUUGGCAGCUUCCUCCUAUACCACAACAUCGGGCCGGCAAUCAUCUGGACGAUUGGACUAGCAGCUAUUGCUUACAUUCUAAUAGUCUUACUGUCUCUUAUAACUACAAGAUGGAGAGGAUGCCUUACAUCCAUAUUGGUUAUCUCUUUUCUCCUAUCAUGUGAGGUUUAUAUUGUAAAUCCAAAAAUGUGGCAACAAAUAAGAGGUGUACAAAUGAUAGCAGCUAUGAAAGUAAUAUCUGUUGCUAUAGAACUAGACAGAGAUCUUUUUAAAAGCAUGUUGAAUCCAGUAGAAUUUGGAGGAUAUGUCCUUUGUCCUGCCAAUUGCAUCUUAGGCCCAUGGAUAUCAUUUCAUACUUAUAAUCAAUACCUCGAUGUAAAAUUCUUAUGCAGGAGAUGGUUUACAAUUAUAUUUGUGCAUCUUUGUUUGUCAAUGUUGUUUUUAGUGUUGUCAAAUUGCAUUGUACCUUGGUACAUUGAUGAUGAGGCACCAAAGUGGAUAGUAGCAUAUAGGGACGCUCAGGCAUUUAGGAUGUCACACUACUUUGUAUCCAGCAUGUCAAUAGUGUCAAUGAUCAGUGCUGGAUUUGGACUGACCAAUGACUGUCACUCUGAACUUCAAGUAACAAAACCAUUCUUUAUAGAACUGCCCAGGUCACUAGUUCAAGCAGUCAUUUUCUGGAAUAUACCAAUGCAUCAAUGGCUGAAAAAUUAUGUAUUUAAAACUUGCCAAUCUUAUGGUCAUCUUUUGGCUAUCUUUGUUACUUAUGCUGUGUCAUCUUUAUUGCAUGGCUUGAAUUUCCAAUUUUCGGCUGUGCUCCUGAGCAUAGGCACAUUUUCUUAUAUUGAGUACAAUUUUCGGCACAAAGUUGCUGCAGCUCUGGAAGUCUGCUGUUUAGCAAAUCCAUGUGUGAAGCAAUGCGAUCACAAGUACAAGAAAAACACAUUUUUGGCAGUUUUUAUAAACACUUUAUUUUCCCUUAUAACCAUUAUACACCUUGCUUAUUUAGGAGUCAUGUUUGCAGCAUCAUUCUCUCUUCAGGAAACUGGUUACUCAUAUUACCACACUAUAAGCAAAUGGGAAAACCUUAACUACUUUAGUCAUUGUUUUGCCGCAUUUAUGUAUGUAGUAUAUUUAAUGAUGUGAUAGACAUCUGGACUAUUUUUGGACAUUUUUUUUGUAAUUCUGAUUCCAAUUUAUACUUAGUUCAAUAAGUUUUAAGUCUUUGAUAUACAUAGUUGUAAUUCUAUAUAGCUCUCUCUCAGUAUUAUUACAUCUUUAGGUAAUUUUAGAAUCUUUUUUUUCAAUAAUAAGACUAUUGAGUAGUGAUUUCUUCCAAGUAUUUACAAAGUUUCAUGCACAUUUUUAAAAAUUUCUGAGAAGUUCUGAUGCACAUGAGGUGGUAAGAUUGGCAGAUUUUGAGCAAAGGUUUGUGGAAAUAAUUAUAAACAAAUGCUUUAAUAACAGGAUUAAAUGAUUAUAUACUAAAUAAAACUUGUCUUAUAGCUAUAGUAAGCAAACUAAAAUUGUAAGAAAUAUUCAUUGAAACAUUUUAAAAUCAUAAUAUAGUAUAAAAGCAAUGGGACUUACUCGAACAUUGCACUCAACCCCUGAUGAAGACCAUCAAGUAUGGUUGAAACUAGUCGGACCGCUUCAGACUAAAAUACUAUGUGAGUAAGUCCAGUUACUAUAAUGUGUGAUAACCAUGUUAGUUUUCAUAAAAAAAUCAUAAUACUGUAUUACAACCAUUUUAUUGUGUCAUCUAAAAUACUAAAGAACUUACUAUAUAUUUUGUCAGAUGUGCGCA